CCCAAUCGGGAAAAGACUGUGCCUAUAAAGACCGCUGCGGCGGGCUGGAUCCCGGUUCCUCUCCUUGCGCGUCGCUGCGCCGGUGAGCUCGUGUCUCGGUUCGCUAUGGCCCGUACAAAGCAGACUGCCCGCAAGUCGACCGGUGGCAAGGCCCCGCGGAAGCAGUUGGCCACCAAGGCGGCCCGCAAGAGCGCGCCGGCCACUGGCGGCGUCAAGAAGCCGCACCGCUACCGGCCGGGCACCGUGGCCCUGCGGGAGAUCCGGCGCUACCAGAAGUCGACCGAGCUGCUGAUCCGUAAGCUGCCCUUCCAGCGGCUGGUGCGCGAGAUCGCGCAGGACUUCAAGACCGAUCUGCGCUUCCAGAGCUCGGCCGUGAUGGCGCUGCAGGAGGCGAGCGAGGCCUACUUGGUGGGGCUGUUUGAAGACACGAACCUGUGCGCUAUCCACGCCAAGCGCGUGACUAUCAUGCCCAAAGACAUCCAGCUGGCCCGCCGCAUCCGCGGGGAGCGGAGCCACCCACAACUGCACUUGGAAGAAGCUGUGCCACUUGGCCGUGCUCUCCCGGCGGACCCUCGCAUACCCCGGGAGGAGAGGCUGUUAGAGCGGGCAGAGCGUUGGGCUCCAACAGAUAGGCUAAAGAAAGGCCAGGUAUCUGGCCUAGUCCCCUGCUUGCUGGCCGCCUUCCGGGGUGUCAAGAUCUUUGAGCUUGGUCAGUCGGAUUCUCUGGCCUGGCGAGCUUGCCGCUGCGUUCUUGGGCGCGGCCAGGGCGCCCAGUUUCGCUUCUUGGAGGCAGCCACGGGUCCUCCCGUAGGGUCGGGCUCUUCUAGGGCGUCUUCGUACUCGACCUUGGCCCAGAACUGUGACCGCGUCCCGAAUGACAUUCUCCAGGAACACCUUCAACACACCUCGGGUCUCUUCGUAAAUGAGGCCGGAGAUGCGCUUGACUCCCCCGCGCCGAGCAAGACGCCGGAUGGCGGGCUUGGUGAUGCCUUGGAUGUUAUCUCUCAAAACCUUGCGGUGGCGCUUAGCGCCACCCUUGCCCAAGCCUUUGCCGCCCUUCCCUCUUCCAGACAUAGCGAACGAGCUAUCAUGGCGCGUACGAAGCAGACUGCCCGGAAGUCAACCGGUGGCAAGGCCCCGCGGAAGCAGUUGGCCACCAAGGCGGCCCGCAAGAGCGCGCCGGCCACUGGCGGCGUCAAGAAGCCGCACCGCUACCGGCCGGGCACCGUGGCCCUGCGGGAGAUCCGGCGCUACCAGAAGUCGACUGAGCUGCUGAUUCGCAAGCUGCCCUUCCAGCGGCUGGUGCGCGAGAUCGCGCAGGACUUCAAGACUGACCUGCGCUUCCAGAGUUCGGCCGUGAUGGCGCUGCAGGAGGCGAGUGAGGCCUAUCUGGUGGGGCUGUUUGAAGACACGAACUUGUGUGCCAUCCACGCCAAGCGCGUGACCAUCAUGCCCAAAGACAUCCAGCUGGCCCGCCGCAUCCGCGGGGAGCGGGCUUAA
Molecule: messenger RNA, 1500 nt
Organism: Lagenorhynchus albirostris (white-beaked dolphin)
Lineage: Eukaryota; Metazoa; Chordata; Mammalia; Artiodactyla; Delphinidae
Exons: 4
Coding region: 106-1500 (464 amino acids)
Cellular component (GO): nucleosome
Molecular function (GO): DNA binding; structural constituent of chromatin; protein heterodimerization activity
Source: RefSeq, a predicted model, not a curated record